Messenger RNA from Ruditapes philippinarum (Manila clam), 1150 nucleotides. Its product is annotated as solute carrier family 22 member 21-like. The record is from RefSeq and is a predicted model, not a curated record. NCBI's taxonomy places the organism in Eukaryota, Metazoa, Mollusca, Bivalvia, Venerida, Veneridae. The transcript is spliced from 5 exons. Gene Ontology annotation, molecular function: transmembrane transporter activity. Gene Ontology annotation, biological process: transmembrane transport. The coding region runs from base 103 to 615 and encodes 170 amino acids.
AUUUAAACAAAAGACCUGCGAUUGUAUUUAAACAACAGACCUACGCAUAGCUAUCAUAGGAUAUUCAAAGCUGUAAAAUUUUCUUGCAGGUUGGCAUUAGGGAUGGUGUUGUAUGCAAUAACAUUUGGCAUUCAAGCUCUUUCAGGAAACAUCUAUUUGAACCUAUUUCUUUUUAGUAUAGCAGGAAUUCCUACAAAGAUCAUCGCCCUCUGGUUACAAAACAGGUUUGGAAGGCGGAUUUCUAGCGUUCUUUGUUUUAUUGCUGUGGCUGCAAGUGGAUUUGUUGUUGGUGUUGUACAAAGUAUUGAUGCUAGCAAUAAAGACAUUCUCACAAAUGUAUUUUCAAUUAUUGCAAGUGUGGGAAUAAACACAGCAUGGGGACCGGUCCAAACCAUGACAAUUGAGGUGUAUCCAACAGUCGUUAGAAACAUAGGAAUGGGAUCAAUGAAUACCAUGGCUAGGAUUGGUGCUAUAAUAGGACCACAGCUUGUUUAUUUGAACUAUCACGUGCCUGGAUUGAUGUACUAUGUUUGCGGAGCUAUAGGCGUUCUGUGCAUUCUAUCCCAGUUAUGGUUACCGGAAACCAAAGAUUCGAACCUUAACGAUAAAUUUUAGAUGUUAAAAUACAGAAAGAAGCUAUUCUUCACCGAUCCUUUUAUAAUAAUAUCUGUUUCUACAUAAGGAAUGUUUUAACAAAGUUUCAUUACAAUUUGUGCAUGCGUAGUGAAGAAAGUAAGAACAAAAUACUCGUAAUCUAGAAUUUAAAAUAGUUAGAAACAUAUGUUUCAUACGUUGAUGUACUAGGCAACUUCAGUUACAUGUAUUCGUAGCCUGACGUCAAACGAAUUGCAACACAAGAUUUUUCUUUAUUUUUAUUUUAUCAACAUGUAUGAAUGUGCCUUACAUUAAAACCGGACAAAAUAUUCAAUCAGAAACUUAAUUUAUGGAAAGAGUUAAAGUUCGUGAUACAAUAUGUUAAAAUAUGGCGAAUAUCCUGCCUCUAUUUGUUGUAAAUGACAACCUAAUGCAUGUUACUUGUGGAAAUUGUGUAAUGAAUAACAAUAGUAUAAUUUUGUUUAACUACUGUACACAUACUCAUGUUAAACAAUAAAAAUGUUACCAGACUCAAAUCCCCAUAUUGAAUUAAUAA